Papilio machaon (common yellow swallowtail) is the source of this 1134-nucleotide messenger RNA. Its product is annotated as alpha-tocopherol transfer protein-like. Lineage: Eukaryota; Metazoa; Arthropoda; Insecta; Lepidoptera; Papilionidae. Gene Ontology annotation, cellular component: membrane. The transcript is spliced from 7 exons. The record is from RefSeq and is a predicted model, not a curated record. The coding region runs from base 112 to 1119 and encodes 335 amino acids. Gene Ontology annotation, molecular function: phosphatidylinositol bisphosphate binding.
CGACGGCAGAUCGCAGUCUAGUGGAGUGCGUUGUCGGGUUAGCACGUGUUGAAGUUAAACAUUGAUUUAUUAAUUUAUAAUUUUAUUGAUUCUGAACCGAUAACAGGAGCAAUGUCAAAACGCCUGACAAAACGUUAUCUGACCCCAUCAGACAAAUACGAGUGUCCCCUAUCUGCGGAUACUCGGGCGGUGGCAUUGGAGGAACUCCGAGAAACAGACAACGCAAGAACUCAGGCACUCGAAGCCCUUAGGAAGUGGUUGGAACAGAACCCAAAGUUCAUGGCUGUUAGGAUGGAUUCUGUAUUUUUGCUUCGCUUCCUCCGAACGAAGAAAUUCAGCGUCCCGAUGGCGCAAGAGGCGAUCGAGCGUUAUGUACUGCUGCGUCAGUCCUGGGGCAUCGCCUUCAACCAGCUCGACCACACGCUGCCAACUAUGGCAGAACUCAUUGAUUUAGGAUAUAUCUUCGUGAGUCCAUACAAAGACAAGGCGGGUAGACGUGUGGUCAUAUACAGACCAGGUGUAUUUGAUCCAUAUAAAUACACGAACCAGGAUAUGUGUCGUGUGAUGGGAAUAUGCUAUGAGACGUUAAUGGAGGAUGAAGAGACACAGGUCCGCGGAUUGGUGCACUUCGCAGACGGCGGCGGUGUUGGCUUUCCUCAUCUCACAUUGUUCACUCCAAAGGAGGCUGUGAGAAUUGUUAAAAAUGGCGAGCGUACUAUCCCGUUAAGGCACAAGGAGAUCUACGGUGUAAACGUGCAUCCAACUGUAAAGUUCGCACUCGACUUCGGUAUGGGUCUGAUAUCAGAAAAGAUAAGGAAGCGAGUGAGACUGUACACAGCGGUAGAGGACGUGGAGAUCGAUAAGAAACUGCUGCCAAAAGAAUAUGGAGGCAUAAUGCCGAUGAAAGACAUGAUCGAGCUCUGGAAGAAAGAGUUAUCAGAUAAGCGCGACAUUUUGUUGUUAAACGACAAAAUGGGGGUGCGUUUGGAAAUGUACAGCGAAGCGGCGCGAGAGGGUGCUGUGUCUGCAUUGCGUGGCACCACUUCGUGCAACAACGACGCAGUCGGUGAUGCCAUGAGGGGUCUAACUGGCAACUUUAGAAAGCUAGAAGUUGAUUAAUAUAUUUUUGACUUC